Molecule: messenger RNA, 582 nt
Organism: Penicillium samsonianum
Lineage: Eukaryota; Fungi; Ascomycota; Eurotiomycetes; Eurotiales; Aspergillaceae
Product: glycoside hydrolase family 134 protein
Exons: 5
Coding region: 1-582 (193 amino acids)
Source: RefSeq, a predicted model, not a curated record
AUGCAGCUCCUCUCUCUUUUCGCCUCUUUGGCUCUCGUGUCUGCGGUGGUCUCAUCCCCGGCAGCGGGCUUGAACUCAAACGUGGCCCGCGCAGAUGACCGGGGCAGCUACAUCGUUCCUGGGCUCGGAGAUCGCAAGAAGGACAUCUUGAAUGCUGGUGGCAAUACUCGUGACAUGGCUAUUGCCAUGUUGGAGACCAACAAGAUGGCCACAGAUUACACAUAUGGUGAUGGAAAGACCGGCGACGGCACCAAUUUCGGCGUGUUCAAGCAGAAUUGGUACAUCCUGAGACAUUCUGCGUCUGAAUUCUUGGGCAAUACCGUCGACGAGGUCAAAGAUGGUGCUAUUCUCAAUUCGGAUCUGUCAAAGGACAUCAAGGCUCGUCAUGAGGGCGAGAAGCACUACGGGUAUGAAACUUGGUUCAGUGGCCACCGCAAUGGAGAAUCGGGUAUCAACAACCCGGGCACGGCCGACAUCAAUGCAUACAUCAGUGGGGUGGCAUGGAUUCAAAAGCAGAUUGAGAGUGAUGACAAGUACCAGAGCGAUGAUACUCGCUUCUGGGUUGAUGUCGUCGCCAUCUAG